GGGUGUGCUGUAACGUUCCCCAGGGGGAACGGCAUGUGCUGCUUCCCCCGUGCAGGUCCCAGCCCCAUUCCCGCCUGCCCCGGGGGUGCGGUGGUGGCGGGGAACGGCGUGUGCUGCUCCCCGGUGCGGGUCCCAGCCCCGUUCCCGCCUGCCCCGGGGCUGCGGAGCCCCCGCCCGCUGGCCCAGCGCUCUCCCGCCGCCGCUUCCCCGUUGGCCCCGCAGCGGCAGAGCCUGUCCCGCCCUGGGGUCCCCGAUCUCCUCCCGGUGCGGCGGAACCGUGGGCGCGAACGGGGAGAACCGGGAGGGGCGGGGCUUGGCUGGCCCCGCCAACGCCCCCAGCGCCCCGCCUUUUCGAGGCGUGGCUUCUCUGCCCCGCCAAUCAGAGGCCGUAUCGCUUCGCUCUCCCCGAUUGGCGGGGAGCUGGCGGCGCGCCGGAAUUGCGUCACGGCACCGGAGCGGAGCGGGGAGAGCGGAGGAUGAGCAAAGGCCGCGAAGGGCCCGCGGCGGGCGGAGCCGCCGCGGUGACCGGCGGGGCCCGUCCCGCAGGAGCCGCCGCGGUCCUGUUCCAGUACCUGCGGGAGCAGAACCGGCCCUACAGCGCCCAGGACGCCUUCGGGAACCUGCAGCGGGAGCACGGGCUGGGCAAGGCGGCCGUGGUGAAGGCGCUGGAGCAGCUGGCGCAGCAGGGCCGCGUCCGGGAGAAAACCUACGGGAAGCAGAAGAUCUACUUCGCCGACCAGGAGCAGCUCCCGGCCGCCAGCGAUGCGGAGCUCCGCGCGCUGGAUGAGGCGAUCGCCGCGCUCUCCGCCAAGGUGCAGGCGGCGCAGCAGAGCUGCCGGCACAUGGAGGCGGAGCUGAAGGAGCUGAACGGCUCCAUGACAACCCCUGAGGUGGCCAGAGAGAUCGAGGAGCUGAGGAAGGACUGUGCGAACUACAUGGAGAAACUGGAGAGGAUUAAAUCUGCCACCAACCACGUGACGCCGGAAGAAAAAGAGAAGGUCUGCAGCGAGCAGAAGCUGUACUGCAAGGAGUGGCGGAGGAGGAAGCGAAUGGCGACCGAGCUGCUGGACGCCAUCCUGGAGGGGUACCCCAAAAGCAAAAAGCAAUUCUUUGUAAGUACCGGGGCGGUGGCGGCGCUGCCGGGCCGGGCCAGCGCCCUGAGAGCCGCUCUGUGCUCGCCGCGCAGGAGGAGGUCGGGAUCGAGACGGACGAGGAGCACAACGUCGCGCUGCCCGCGGCUGUGUGAGGCGCCCGGGGGGUCCUUGCCCCACGGAGACGCCGCUGAUGCUGAAACUCAGCUCUUGGGAUGUAUUUUCCCUCUUUUUUUCAGGGCUUGGGCUGGUCCCGUGUAUUUAUAUGGGUUUGGUUUAAAAUGCUUUGCAGUUGGGGUGAGUAAAACCCAACACUGAGCCCUCUCGCUGGCACAAGGAACGUUAUAUUUUCCUGCCCUUCCGCGCAGUUUGCUGCGGAGGUCGCCUGUCCUUGGGGGAGGUGUAAGUGCACUGGGGUAAAGUUCCUGGUGUUCCAAGCAAGAAAAUGAAGUGAUUGCCUCAGCGAGUGGAGUAAACUUGUGCGUGUUCCUGCUGCAGAGCUCUGCCUCUGCUCCAGCUGCUUCCCCCGGGGCGACAGAGCGAUACAGGAGAACGUGCUCCAUUAAACAGCGCGGUUUGGUUCA
Molecule: messenger RNA, 1675 nt
Organism: Columba livia (rock pigeon)
Lineage: Eukaryota; Metazoa; Chordata; Aves; Columbiformes; Columbidae
Gene: PSMC3IP
Product: PSMC3 interacting protein
Exons: 7
Coding region: 477-1409 (310 amino acids)
Biological process (GO): meiotic joint molecule formation; meiotic strand invasion involved in reciprocal meiotic recombination; homologous chromosome pairing at meiosis
Cellular component (GO): condensed nuclear chromosome; DNA recombinase auxiliary factor complex
Molecular function (GO): double-stranded DNA binding; recombinase activator activity
Source: RefSeq, a predicted model, not a curated record